This is a messenger RNA of Pseudomassariella vexata, 585 nucleotides long. RefSeq lists its product as uncharacterized. The record is from RefSeq and is a predicted model, not a curated record. NCBI's taxonomy places the organism in Eukaryota, Fungi, Ascomycota, Sordariomycetes, Amphisphaeriales, Pseudomassariaceae. The transcript has 3 exons. Bases 1 to 585 code for a protein of 194 amino acids.
AUGGCAAUAUCAACGCGAAGUGUUUAUGUGGGGGCAUCCGCAGCGCCCCGUCUUAAGACGACUGGUUUGGUUACACAGGAGUCACAGAGGCAGAACGUAGAGACGAUCAAGUGGUUCAUCGAUAGCGGGAUGGAAGUGCACAAUGCCGCCUGCAAUAUGGACAUGGCGUCCGCGGCAUACUAUGAGAACCUCCCCAUUGAGGUGCUGGAGUUGUGUGUUGAGAUAUACCCAAAAGUCAUCAAUGAGCCAGUCAUCAGUAUUUCAGAUACAUGUUUAAAACAAGCCUUCUACCCUUCCGCCUCAGCCGCUGCCAUUUGGAACUCCCUGGCGACCCCCUGGCGCAACUCGACCGACGCCAACACACAGAGGCACUCGUUAACCGUUACAGACCAGUGGAAUGUUUCCGAGAACACUGGCCACCAAGACCUCGAGAGUGAAAUCAUCACUAAGUUCUCCACUGCCAACCUCAAGUGCCGGGUUAAGAAGUACUGUAUCGGCAACUCCUUCACUUCCUUCCCGCUUGACGUCAAUGUCGAGGCUACCUUACGUGCCGUCAAGACCGACGCUGAGUUCACUUGGAUCUAG